This is a messenger RNA of Drosophila mojavensis, 1778 nucleotides long. RefSeq names its product band 7 protein AGAP004871. The transcript is spliced from 3 exons. Bases 494 to 1513 code for a protein of 339 amino acids. Lineage: Eukaryota; Metazoa; Arthropoda; Insecta; Diptera; Drosophilidae. Gene Ontology annotation, cellular component: plasma membrane. The record is from RefSeq and is a predicted model, not a curated record.
AAUAGAUCACCAGAGCGGCUGCUCCCUGCUUGAUUAAGACAAAUGCCUAACAACGUGCAUAGCCGCCUCAGCAUUUUGUUAGCUGAAGUGGUUUAUAAAUUAUCUCCAUAUUCUCCAUAUAGACUUUUGUAGUUCGUUCGUUUCUAAUAAUCUAAACAACACACAGAGAAAAAAAUAUAUAUAUUUAAAAAAAAAAAAAAAUACAGAAAGAAAUACAAACAACAUUCACGUGUGUGUGUGUGUGUGCGUGUAUACAGAGAGAUGCUUUGGCCGGAUGGUUGAACGGCACGGCACGCCACGGAACGGAGCGGAGCGGAGGCGCCGUAAACAGCAACGUGUGAAAUGAGCCGAACAACUGCUUCGACGCUUGAGACUUGCGGCCCGCUGCUCAAUUGGAAACGUGCGCUAGACGCGUGCAGUGCUCAUCGUGCGCCAUUGUAACGAUACAGAUCUUUUGCCGAGGAGCAGCAGCAGCAGCAGCAGCAUCAUCAUCAUGCAUCCUGCAUCGCCGCAUCAGCAUCGAUCGCGUCUCAAUCCGCCCGGAACAGUCGCCGGCCAGACCUCGCUUGCCCCACAGCAGCAGCAGCAACAACAACAGCAGCAGCACACGGUUCAGAUCAGCUCCAGCACCCAUCCCUAUCAGGGACUGAAAACCUCUGAAAAUGAGGAGAUGGGCUGCGUGGAGCUGCUGGCCACGGCAAUAUCGGUGCUGAUCAUGGUGCUGACGUUUCCCUUCUCGGUCUUCAUUUGCUUCAAGGUGGUCUCCGAGUACGAGCGUGCGGUCAUCUUUCGCAUGGGCCGACUGCGCAGCGGCGGGGCGCGCGGCCCGGGCGUCUUCUUUGUGCUGCCCUGCGUGGAUGACUACUAUCCGGUGGAUCUGCGCACCGUCUCGUUCGAUGUGCCGCCGCAGGAGGUGCUCUCUAAGGACUCGGUGACGGUGACAGUUGAUGCAGUGGUCUACUAUCGCAUCAGUGAUCCACUGAAGGCCGUUAUUCAGGUAUCAAACUACAGCCACUCCACACGCCUCUUGGCUGCCACAACGCUGCGCAACGUGCUGGGCACUCGCAACCUGUCGGAGCUGCUCACUGAGCGCGAGACCAUUUCGCAUACGAUGCAAAUGUCCCUGGACGAAGCGACCGACCCUUGGGGCGUCAAGGUGGAACGAGUGGAAAUCAAGGAUGUCUCGCUGCCAACGGCACUGCAACGCGCCAUGGCCGCCGAGGCGGAGGCUGCGCGUGAGGCACGCGCCAAGGUGAUUGCCGCCGAGGGUGAGAUGAAAUCGUCGCGUGCACUCAAAGAAGCCUCCGAGAUCAUAUCGUCGAGUCCAUCGGCUCUGCAGCUGCGCUACUUGCAGACGCUGAGCAGCAUCUCGGCGGAGAAGAACUCGACCAUCAUUUUCCCCCUGCCCAUAGAGCUGCUCACACCAUUUCUGAACUCGUCCGCCCAGCAUGCGGCCAACUUGCAUGCGACGCCAUCGCCCCUGCACAGGCACCAGCACCAGCACCAUCAGUGACGCUCGAUGUCGGUGCUGCAGCCGUACCUGGAGGCGCUGGGUCGCUGCGAGCUGCGCCGGCAAAUUGCGGGCAACGAUAACGUGGAGGACGAUGACGAUAUCGUUGGCUACUUGCUGUGAGAGAAGCAAGAGGGGGAGAGAAAGAGAGAGAGAGAGCAGAGAGAGAGCCAAUCGGUGCUUUAUAGUGAACUCAAUUCUGUGCCUAAGCACAUCCACUUGCUGUUCUUCAAUUUACUUACUUUAAGUAAAAAUCAUUUGAACUAAU